AUGUCGGGCCGUUCUUCGGUCCGGCUCCUCGGACUCGUCUUCACAAUUUUCACAGUAUCUUUGCUGUAUUCGGCGGUUGCUCUAUUUUCAAUCAGAUCUGUACCCCUCGAAGACCACGGAAUUAUUGAAAUACGACAUCAACGCGGGGUGGGCGCCCAUCCAAAAGCGCUGGCAAUUCGGGAAGCGCAGGCCGCCCCAAAGUCCGCAUUUAUCGAAAUCUCUCCCCGAAACUAUGCUUUUUAUGCGGUGGCUGAUGGUAGAAAUGGAAACAUGGGUCCUCCUCAAAUCCGAAUUCUGAUGGCCAUCGAAUCAACCGAUGAAUACACUUGUCAGUACCCAAAAGGAAGCGUGGUGCCCGGGAAAUUGUACGAAUUCAGCGAAAAUCAUCGUAAACCCGAGCGGGCUUUCUAUUUGAAUUGCCCGCUGCCUGAAAACGAGAACUUGGAUGAAGUUGAUGAAAUAAAAAUUAUACACCGCGGGAACAGCAGCGCUGUAAUGGGGAUCAGCUACCGUAUUCCGCCGGAAUCGGCGGUGAGUCCAGAUCUGAAACUGUCGAUUUGCGUACCCGUGAUUUUUGGGGCAAAAUACACAGCUGCGCAUUUGAUCGAAUUUGUUGAGAUGAACCGGAUGCUGGGUGUUGAUAUGAUUUCAAUCUAUGCGGGCGCAGAUUUGGGUGGUGAUGCGAGAAAAGUUCUGGAGGCCUACGAGCUCGAGGGAAUCGUGGAAGUGAUCCCAUAUUUGAUGCCCUUUGCCCCGAGUUCUAUUUGGUAUUAUGGACAAUUGAUUACGGUGACGGAUUGCCUUCUACGACAUACCGGGAGGUCGAAAUUUGUUGCUUUUCAUGAUUUGGAUGAAUAUAUGAUUAGCCAAGAAAGCGAUGGUGAUGCCUUAGUGAAUCGAAUUGCUGUCCUGGAAAAGCUCUUCGCUAACGCGAAACUUGGUUCCUUACGUAUUUCGACUUUGUAUUUUGAUCCUAGUGUUCUCCAUCCUCCAAUAACCCUCAAUAAUAUGCAUCGAGUCGCCUAUGCUGAUACAAGAUUUACAAAAUGUGUUCUGCGCCCGGAAUAUGGUAUCCAUCACACCUCGCGGGUAAUACAGGAUGACUAUGAAAUUCAAGCAGUCUCGGAGAAGCACCUUAAUCUCGUGCAUUAUAAGAAGCAAAGUCAAGCAGGGGUCAUCGACAACUAUUUCUCUCACCAUUUUGGCGAUCGCUUCUCAGAAGCCUUCCACGCGAAAAUCAAACAAUUCGGCCUGCAAGGAUUU
This is a messenger RNA of Mesorhabditis spiculigera, 1263 nucleotides long. Lineage: Eukaryota; Metazoa; Nematoda; Chromadorea; Rhabditida; Rhabditidae. The record is from the annotation of a GenBank genome assembly.